This is a messenger RNA of Aspergillus uvarum CBS 121591, 595 nucleotides long. RefSeq lists its product as uncharacterized. The transcript has 2 exons. Bases 156 to 485 code for a protein of 109 amino acids. Gene Ontology annotation, cellular component: mitochondrial inner membrane peptidase complex. Lineage: Eukaryota; Fungi; Ascomycota; Eurotiomycetes; Eurotiales; Aspergillaceae. The record is from RefSeq and is a predicted model, not a curated record.
CCUCCGCAUAACGCCUCUGGAGUUUGAAUCCUCUGCUAAUAAUUAUACGGAUUAACCGAAUCGCAACCCGAAAUUCACACCAUCUAGCUCUGCGAAUCCUGACACCACUGCAUCAAUUCGGUCAAGGCUUACCUACCACACCCACCUCAUAGACGAUGGCCCCCCUUGUCCCCGUUUUCCACGCCGAAACCCUCCCUGAGCACGUCAACAUCUCGACCAAGAACUUCCAAGAGAAGCGUCGCAAAGGCGGCCCCGUCGAUCUGGAGAAAUGCCAGCUGCUGGAGAUGGUACAAUUCUCGUGUAAUCCUCCUCAGGGCGGGAUCCCAAAGCCUGGUGUCAUCGUCUGUCAACCGGUUGUGCGCCUGUUUCGAAGAUGCGCCGGAGGAUUGACCGUCGAGACAACCGCAUGGGAACCAAUAAGGCUUCAAAAGGAGGAAGAAAAGCGGAAACGGGCCGUCACUGCAGAGAAGGCCGCGAAGGCAUGAAAUGUACAAUGAACAUUGGUCUGUAUCGCUAGCAUUGUAUGCGGAGUUGGAGUGCGGGGAUUCUGGCGUUAUUUGGGUGAGAAAUUAUGUGGAUGGUCACUGAUUAGCCA